Molecule: messenger RNA, 1077 nt
Organism: Didymosphaeria variabile
Lineage: Eukaryota; Fungi; Ascomycota; Dothideomycetes; Pleosporales; Didymosphaeriaceae
Exons: 2
Coding region: 1-1077 (358 amino acids)
Biological process (GO): L-aspartate biosynthetic process
Cellular component (GO): cytosol
Molecular function (GO): L-aspartate:2-oxoglutarate transaminase activity; pyridoxal phosphate binding
Source: RefSeq, a predicted model, not a curated record
AUGAAGGCAAAGCAAAUCCUUGCACAGCAGGAUGCGAACCACGACUACGAAGUCACAACCGGCAACGCAAAGUUCUUAAAUAAUGCAGCCCGCGUGCUAUUUGGCUCGAACUCGUCGAUUCUUGAUUCUGGCAAAGUCACUUCGGUACAAGCCAUCUCCGGCACCGGCUCCAUCCACCUCGGCGCGCUCUUCCUCUCCAAAACCGCUGCCUUCAACGGCAAGAAAGCCUACGUCGGCACGCCAGCAUGGGGAAACUAUGUGCCAUUGUUCAACCUUGUCGGGCUGGAAGUCGUGACAUACAAGCACUACGAUGCCUCAACCGGAAAGGUAGAUUUUGACUCUGUACUAGAGGCAACGAAAAAGGCGGAUGAGGGGAGCAUUUUUGUGCUCCAAGGAUGCUGCCACAACCCAUCUGGCGCGGACUUCUCACCUUCGCAGUGGGAAAAACUUGCAGUGGCGAUGAAGGCAAAGAAGUUGUUCCCGCUGUUCGACAUGGCGUAUCAGGGUCUUGGGGCCUCACUAGAUGAAGACGCGUAUGGCUUGCGGCUGUUUGCAAACAAGGGCUUUGAACUUCUCGCGUGCCAGUCUUUCUCGAAGAACUUUGGACUUUACGGCGAGAGAGUGGGUGUGCUACAUGCGGUGAGUGAGGAAAAGGAUGUAGCAUCUAAGGUGUAUGAGAGGUUGCGAUGUCUGAUUCGGUGGGAGUUCUCAUCGAGUCCGGCGUAUGGCUCAAGGCUCGUGGACAUUGUGCUCAGCGAUGAUAAGUUGAGGCAAGAUUGGCAGACGGAGUUGGCAACAAUUCAGAAGAGGCUUGCGGAUAAUCGGAAAGCACUGCACGCGGAGCUGGUGGACAAGCGCAAAGCACAAGGCAACUGGAGCUCGAUACUGUCCUCCAACGGCCUAUUCUGCUUCCUCCCACUCAACCCGCAGCAGUGCGAGCGCCUCGCGGCCGAGUUUCACAUCCACAUGCUGCAGAACGGGCGCAUCAAUGUGGCGGGGCUGAAUCAGUCGAACCUAGGACACGUAGCUUCAGCGCUCGUCAAGGUGACGGGCUCGCCGUCAUCGCCGCGCUUGUGA